UUCGGUUCGGUUCGGUUCGGUUCGGUUCGGUUCGGUUCGUCCGGUCCGGUGCCGCCUCCCGCGGCCAUCGGGAGCUCUCGGAGCCCUGCCCGACCUCUCCCCACAGCGCUGCUGAAAUCAUUGUCGCUACAGCUUCGGCCCUGGCCCGCUCCAUGGGGUCUCAGGUGCCCCUGGAGCCCCGGGGCCGAGACUCGGGCCCCGUGUUCAGCGGGGUUGCUCCUGAAAUCAUCGAGGACACGCUGAUCCACUUGGCCACGGAGAACGAGCAGUACCUGAGCGAGCUGCCGGAGCAGGCUGGCUACUUCAAAGAGACACGUAUCGUGGAAUUUAUAUUCCUUUUGUCUGAAAAAUGGCACUUGGACCAGUCGACGCGGUACCAGGCAGUGGAGUUACUUGAACGGUUUAUGAUCAAGCAGGUAGAACAGAUGAGGGAUGACAGAGGGAGCACUGAAGGUCGUGACCAGGGGCAGAGGAGCAGCUGGAGCUCUGUGAGGGAUCAGAUCACCAACACCUUUGUCCUGAGACUCGUGUCCUGCGUUCAGCUCGCCAGCAAACUCUCUCUGCACUACAGUAGAGUGACCAAUGACACAGCUUUAACAUUUCUGCAAUCCUUAAAAUACUCCUACACUAAACAGGAAUUGCUGGAGUCGGAGCUUGCUGUUUUAAACACUCUGCACUUCCACAUCAAUGUGUCAACUCCGUUGGCCUACGUGGAAUUGCUUCUGGAGGUUCUAGGAUACAAUGGCUGCUUGCUUCCUGCCAAACCCUUACACCAGCUGUGCGUGCAGCUGCUGGACUUCUGUUACCUGACCAGAGAGACCAUCUAUGACACUCUGCUGAAGAUCGCCAUCGAAAACUCCACCCCAAGCAAACUGCAGAUAGCCAAGUUUUUAACAGUGAAGGAAGAUUUCAUGCUCUUGGCUGUUGGAGUCAUCAGUACAGGUGUGUUCAUCCUGAGCCCCGGGCACUGGGAGCAGGUUGUGGAGCAUUUAAACUUCAUCACUGGCAUUACCCCACAAAGCAUCCUGGAGUUCUCCUACGCUGUGGUGAGGCGCAUUGUUGGCAGCACCACACCCGAGCAGCACCGUGGCAAGUGUGGGACCAAAUCUCCUGAGGACAGAAUUCCUCCUCAGAAAUAGAACCGCCUUGUCCAUCCACUCACUGGCCCAGCAGCAGGAACUGCCCCACUGCUGACAACUGUCCCUCCCUCUGUGGCACUGCCCAGGCACCCAGCACAGCUCGGGGCUACCUGAAUUCUGGAAGAGCCCAUCAGUCUCGUGUUAAUCAGCAAAGCUCGUCCUGCCAGGCAUCACAGUCAUGCCCAGGAAGGAGGCCCAACAGCACCAUUGUGUUCAGAAAUGCCCUAAAAGCUUUAUUGUAAAAGCUGCAUCUUUUAAAGUUUUGAAUCUUAAGUUCCCUUUAGCCAAAGAGACCUCUCAGAGUAGUUGUGUUUGAAAGGUGCUGCCAUGCCUGGUGCUUGGCUGGGGCCAGCUCUCACAAACGGGGCUGCUCUGUCUCCUGCUGCUGCUUUUGUAAAACCCCUGUCUCAGCUGCCUGUGAUUGUCCCCUCUGUGACUGUCACCACAGCAGUGCCCAGGCUGGGUGUCCCUGCAAGUGCCAGGAACUGCUGGCUGCAAACACCUGGAGCGUGGAAUAAUUUCAGUUUUGCCUCAGUACAGCCCUGUGCAGGAACAGGCUGCAGGAGGGAUUACACUGCUGUCAUGGUAGCAAACCUUGCUAAGUGCAGCAGCACAAAGAAGUGCUGAUAUGACUUAGUAAAUAUUUUAUUUUAAACUGUAGUCACUCUUUAAUGACCAGGCAGAGUUCUGGCAGUUUUCCCACAUUAUUCACUGUGUUUGUAAUGCUCUGCUUUUCCAAGCUGGCAUUAGCUGUAACAGAGCAGCAUCAAACUGAUGUGUGUUCUGAAGUUUGACAAUUAUUUACAUGUGUGGCCAUAAAUCCCAAAAAUAACAGUUUUGAAUCCGUUUAAUAGCUGGGUUUUAUUCUGUUCAACUCAAUGAUACAACUUUGCAUAUUGCUUUUCUAUAAACUACUUGUAAUGAUGGCAUUUAAAAUAAAGUGUCUUGUGGA
Molecule: messenger RNA, 2091 nt
Organism: Lonchura striata (white-rumped munia)
Lineage: Eukaryota; Metazoa; Chordata; Aves; Passeriformes; Estrildidae
Gene: CNTD1
Product: cyclin N-terminal domain containing 1
Biological process (GO): reciprocal meiotic recombination
Cellular component (GO): site of double-strand break
Source: RefSeq, a predicted model, not a curated record